AUGUCUCUCCCUUGGGUCUUGUGGAUCUUUCCUCUUCCCGUUCUCUCCUCCGCUCCCUUUCUUGGCCAUCUCUUUAUCUGUGACCACAGAGACUUUCCUUCAGUUCAUGUAGAGCAAUCACAUUGCUUGCAGCUCGUAUUCUCACUUCAUUCCAUAAAACCAACGAAGAUCUUUAGUCAAUGUUCAUCCAAGGCAACACCAGUGCAAAGUCUCAAUGUCAACUCAACCUCUACAGCCGAGUCUUUCACCAGCCCUUCAUCUUCAUCACCCCUACCUACACCUCAAAACUUAUGGAAACUCAAAACUCACUCACCCUCCCAAAACAGCCACCCACACGAGCAACUUUCAUCACUUCAUCCCGCACGUUCUCAUCUCCAUCUCAAUCAAAGUGAGCCCUGA
Molecule: messenger RNA, 399 nt
Organism: Podospora anserina S mat+
Lineage: Eukaryota; Fungi; Ascomycota; Sordariomycetes; Sordariales; Podosporaceae
Exons: 3
Coding region: 1-399 (132 amino acids)
Source: RefSeq, a predicted model, not a curated record